Neoarius graeffei (lesser salmon catfish) is the source of this 1438-nucleotide messenger RNA. RefSeq lists its product as uncharacterized. The record is from RefSeq and is a predicted model, not a curated record. The coding region runs from base 18 to 1040 and encodes 340 amino acids. NCBI's taxonomy places the organism in Eukaryota, Metazoa, Chordata, Actinopteri, Siluriformes, Ariidae. Gene Ontology annotation, biological process: response to bacterium. The transcript has 6 exons.
CAGAGCUCACACUGAAGAUGAUCACACUGAUGUGGAUCACAGUGAUGCUUUUUAAUCAAACUGAUUCUGCACUGAUAAAUGAUCUCAAUCAGCCGAACCCAGUGAUCGCUGCUGGUGUUGGUGAGAACGUGAUUCUGCACUGCUUUCAAAAGCGAGAGGAUAACUCUAGAACCAUCGCUUGGUUCAAGCAAAAAGUCGGAGAGGUGCCUCAGGUAUUGGUGACAUUUCAACAUGACCUCAAAUACAAAGAUGAGUUCAAGCCACCAAAAUUCAACAUCGAGAAAGAAAAUGAAACGGGCUUUCAUUUGAAAAUUGUUAAUGUGGAACCAUCAGAUGAAGCCUUGUAUUACUGUGGACUUUUUUAUUAUUGUGGACUUUUAUCAACGUUUGGAAAAGGAACCUUUUUAUCAGUGAAAGGUGAUGGAGAUGUAAAAGUGUCAGUGACCCAGAAUGGCGUGUUGAACUCGGUUCCUGCAGGAGCGUCAGUGACUCUGCAGUGCUCGGUUCUCUCUGAGAGCAGAGCAGCAGAACACCAAGUGCUCUGGUUCAGAGCUGCUCCACCACAAUCCCAUCCUCAAAUCAUUUACACUCAUCACAGCAGCAGCCGUCAGUGUGAGAGCGGCUCUUCUACACACACCUGUGUGUACGACUUCUCCAAGAACAUCCUCAGCAUCACUGAUACUGGAACUUACUACUGCGCUGUGGCCGUGUGUGGGAAGAUCAUUUUUGGGAACGGGACUCGAGUACAGUUGGAGAGAUCUGUCGUGGAUCCUGUAGUGAUCUGUCUCGCUGGAGCUUUGGGAGUGUGUGUGGUUGUGAUCUUUGCUUUGAUCUUUAUCAUAACCUAUAAAGGAAGAAACAGAGUGAAGCUCAAACAAAGUUCUGUGAUGGACAAAACCCCGAAUCAGGACUGUGACACUGUGGAGCUGAAUUACGCUGCUUUACAUUUCAGUGAGAGGAGAGCCAAAAGAGGAAGAGUAAAGAAACAACAACCUCAGGAUAUUAUAUAUUCUGAUGUACAACGUCCUUCUAAGACUUAGAGUUUAAUGAUGAAAAGCCGCAGUAUGGAAGGAAUAAAACAACCUGAGUGUGUCUCACUGGAGUUGAUUAUAUUUCUAUAACAGCACAUCCUGAAGUGUUUUAUUUCUGAUUUACUGCAGCAAUUUCAAAUGAUUACAGUUUUGUUUUGUUUUCAUUGUUACUGUUGCAUCCUUUCAUCAUUUUGUACUUUAACCAUCAAAAGCCAGGACAUUUCUGGUCACAUGACUAAAAAAUUGAAGCAAUAUACAGGAGCUGUUAGAGAAAUGCCUAACAUCUCAUUGUUGUUGUUGUUGUUGUUGUUGUUUUGCUGACAAUUUUGAUUCACUGACUUUAACCGAGUAACACUGAAAGUAACAGAGUUGAACAUGGAAUUAGAAAAUACACAAAAAAAAUGUUU